UCGACGACCACCCUGCCGAUUGUCUCGGACUUUUUAACGAAUAUACUCGAAACCGUGCAGGGGCCGUGACAGCGUGCAAGGUAAGUAACGCCCAUAGCGGUAUAUCAUGCUCACUCCCCUGCAGGGCGGUCGCAGCUCCGGGAGGGAGACAACCGCUGAGAAAAAUAGUAGGAUUGAACAGUCCCACCUGGACCCACCGUACGUGGGACGUCCCACGGCGAGGGCGUCCUGCGUAUGUAUACUGGGACGGUUCAAUUCUGCGGUUUUCAACAGCGGUUAUCCCACGGGAGGCAACCCCAGGCCCGGUACUCGGCCACGAUCGCUCGCUGACAUAUGGCUGCCGUUUGCCUAUAGAGACCACAAUGCCAGCGGCAGCUUGCCAGGUUACUCGGUUCGUCAACAAGACCACCGGGAUGCGACCCUGCAUACCUGACAUGAACUCCUCAGGGUGUGGGCGACGAUAUAAGCGAGAGGGUAGUGGUGGUUCACAGGUAACGCUCCAGCU
This is a messenger RNA of Dichomitus squalens LYAD-421 SS1, 505 nucleotides long. RefSeq lists its product as uncharacterized. NCBI's taxonomy places the organism in Eukaryota, Fungi, Basidiomycota, Agaricomycetes, Polyporales, Polyporaceae. The transcript has 2 exons. The coding region runs from base 107 to 433 and encodes 108 amino acids. The record is from RefSeq and is a predicted model, not a curated record.